AUCUUCUAAUUCUUAUCCCUCACACUGAAACUCACUGGUGUUAAUCCAAUUUCUCGAUUUCGCAAAAAACACCCCCAACGAUGGCCGCGGAAACGCUUUCCUACCAGAACGGCGUCGUUGCUAAUAACAGCUCAUCCUCUGCCACCGCCGGCGUGAAGAAGUCGCGGGAGAGCGACCGACGCCGUCGUCGUCGGAAGCAGAAGAAGAACAACAAAGCAUCCGAGGAGUCGGGGCCUAACGCUGCCGAAGAAAGUGACGACGCUAAGGAAAACACUGAUCCAAAGCAGAUUGUUGAACAAAUUGAAAUUGAGUAUGUGCCAGAGAAGGCAGAGCUAGAUGAAGGCAUGGAUGAAGAAUUUAGAAAAAUCUUUGAGAAAUUCAGUUUCAGUGAUGUCACUGGUUCGGAGGAUACUGAUAAGAAGGAUGAGUUGGCAGAAAAUGCAGCUAUUACUAAAAAUUCUGAUUCUGAUUCUGAUGAGGAUGAAAAUGAUAAUGAGCAAAAAGAGAAAGGUGUCUCAAACAAGAAGAAAAAGCUUCAACGGAGGAUGAAAAUUGCUGAACUGAAACAGAUUUGCUCAAGGCCUGAUGUUGUUGAGGUGUGGGAUGCUACUGCAGCAGACCCAAAGUUGCUGGUGUUCUUGAAAUCUUAUAGGAAUACCGUACCUGUACCUAGGCAUUGGUGUCAGAAGAGAAAAUUUUUGCAGGGGAAACGAGGUAUCGAGAAACAACCCUUUCAGCUUCCUGAUUUCAUUGCUGCCACUGGAAUCGAGAAAAUCAGACAGGCUUAUAUUGAGAAAGAGGACAGUAAAAAGUUGAAACAAAAACAAAGGGAGCGCAUGCAACCAAAAAUGGGAAAAAUGGAUAUAGACUAUCAGGUUCUUCAUGAUGCAUUCUUUAAAUACCAGACAAAGCCAAAACUGACAUCUCUUGGGGACCUGUAUCAUGAAGGAAAAGAAUUUGAGGUAAAGUUGAGGGAGAUGAAACCCGGAAUGUUAUCACACGAAUUGAAAGAAGCUCUUGGUAUGCCUGAGGGUGCUCCUCCUCCAUGGCUUAUUAAUAUGCAGAGAUAUGGUCCUCCACCAUCAUACCCUCACCUGAAGAUCCCCGGACUGAAUGCUCCCAUCCCCCCUGGAGCUAGCUUUGGUUAUCAUCCUGGCGGAUGGGGCAAGCCUCCUGUCGAUGAAUAUGGACGUCCACUGUAUGGAGAUGUUUUUGGUGUUCAACAACAAGAACAACCUAACUAUGAGGAAGAGCCAGUUGACAAGACCAAACACUGGGGUGAUUUGGAGGAGGAGGAGGAGGAGGAAGAAGAGGAAGAGGAGGAGGAAGAAGAAAUGGAGGAGGAGGAACUUGAAGCUGGUAUUCAGUCUGUUGAUAGUCUGUCAAGCACACCCACUGGAGGGGAGACAACACCUUCUGUUAUUGACCUUCGGAAGCCACCGAGAAAGGAGCCUGAGAGGCCUCUUUAUCAAGUACUUGAAGAGAAGGAAGAAAAAAUUGCUCCAGGAACUUUGCUUGGAACCACACAUACUUAUGUGGUUGGCACUGGCACCCAGGACAAGUCAGCUGCCAAAAGGGUUGAUUUGCUAAGCAAAGGUCAGAAGUCAGAUCAAGUGAAUGUCACUUUACUGCCGGAAGAAUUGGAAGCCAUGGAAAAUGUUUUGCCUGCGAAGUAUGAGGAAGCAAGAGAGGAAGAGAAGUUACGUAGUCAGCGUGAAGAUUUCAGUGACAUGGUUGCAGAGAACGAGAAGAAGAGGAAAAGAAAGAUGCAAGAAAAGGAGGGCAAGUCUAAGAAGAAGGACUUCAAGUUUUAGGGUGGGGCAUUUCCGUUAAUUUAGCUGGAAAAUGGGGGCGCUAGCCUUUUUUACUCGUGCAAUUCUCUGUUUCCAUGAAUAGAGAUUUUGUUGUUAGCUGCGGUUUAAUGCAUCUGUAUCGAAUGUUAGUAUUCUUAAAGUAAGCUGUCACUCUUUUGGAAACUCAAUACGAUGAAUCCUACCAAGGCUUUACAAGAGUUUGUUAAGUGUUAGUAUUCCUGACCCCGCCACGAUUCAUAUAGAUGGUUGGCAUGGAUGUUUAUUUUUUUGUUG
Molecule: messenger RNA, 2087 nt
Organism: Gastrolobium bilobum
Lineage: Eukaryota; Viridiplantae; Streptophyta; Magnoliopsida; Fabales; Fabaceae
Exons: 18
Coding region: 81-1814 (577 amino acids)
Biological process (GO): mRNA splicing, via spliceosome
Cellular component (GO): catalytic step 2 spliceosome; U12-type spliceosomal complex; precatalytic spliceosome
Source: RefSeq, a predicted model, not a curated record